Molecule: messenger RNA, 698 nt
Organism: Cylicostephanus goldi
Lineage: Eukaryota; Metazoa; Nematoda; Chromadorea; Rhabditida; Strongylidae
Source: the annotation of a GenBank genome assembly
AUGGUAUUAGUACAAGCGCUAUCGUUUUUUUGUGGUGCGACGCAGAAUGUGUUAUGUGACGACUCUUGUUUAACUCAACUCAGGCGUCUGGCAGCAAAAACUGAAUGUACGAAGCGAACAUCGCAUGUGAAGUUCUUCUCGGUUUAUAUAGAUUGUAAUCCAGAGAGUGAAAGCACGUUAUGGUCAUGUGAUGCUAUAGUAGAAUUUCGGCUACUGUCUCAACGUCCUGAUGUGACCGAUUUUUCACGGCAGUUUACGAACAAGUUCAACUUCAAUUCAAACAACUGGGGAUUUCCAUCAUUUAUGGAGUGGGGAGAUAUUCUGAACGCUGACAAAGGAUAUGUGAAAGGUGAUCGAGUAGUGGUUGAAGCGCGAAUCACCGUUCAAAAAGUGGUUGGAGUUAGGAAGAAUCCUUGUUUUGAUUUCUUAUCUCAAGAGCCGCACACAUCGGAUGCCGUUCUUGUAAUUGAUGGUACCAAACUACACGUUAGCAAGACUUAUCUCUCCCUAUAUUCGCCCGUCUUCUAUGCUCUGUUCUUCGGCAAAUUCAGCGAACGAGAGAAACGUGAGAUUGCUGUAGAAGAUGUGAUUCUAGAGGAAUUCAUCGAAUUGCUCAAUGUCGUUUAUCCCAGUCACAAACCAAUUUCCAGUGAGUUUACGUCCAGUUAUCUUUGCUUGAAGAGUAUUCAUUCUUAGUA